Molecule: messenger RNA, 3115 nt
Organism: Polyodon spathula (Mississippi paddlefish)
Lineage: Eukaryota; Metazoa; Chordata; Actinopteri; Acipenseriformes; Polyodontidae
Gene: shc2
Product: SHC (Src homology 2 domain containing) transforming protein 2
Exons: 13
Coding region: 56-2185 (709 amino acids)
Biological process (GO): intracellular signal transduction; cell surface receptor protein tyrosine kinase signaling pathway
Cellular component (GO): plasma membrane
Molecular function (GO): receptor tyrosine kinase binding
Source: RefSeq, a predicted model, not a curated record
GAGAGAGCAGUCCGGGAGCAGAGGCCUUUUUUUUUUUCUCCAGACCGUCCCGGGCAUGCUACUUAAGCCCAAGUAUGGCCGCUUUCGCAACGACUCUGUGACCUCCUCCGAUGACCUGAUGCAUAGCCUAGCCAUGAGCGGCAAAGUGGUAGCUACGCCGGUCCCUUCUGCGCCCCCGUCAGCCCGGCCGCCCCCACCCCCAGGCGGGCGGGGGUGCCCCCUCCUCUGCCCCCACGGGGGUGACCUGGGGGGGGUUGCCACCCCCCCCUGCCCCCCGGCUGAGCCCCCCUGCCCGGAGAGCGAACAGGACGUCGCCACCACCUUCUGCAUGCUCAUCCCCAGGAUUCCUCAGUGGAAAUUUUCCAACGCCUCCUCGUUCCUCAGCAGGAGCCCCUCGAGCAGCUCCAGCAGCAGCAGCAAGGACCUAGGGGGGAAAAUGGGGGGGCCGGGGGCCAACGACGCAGCGACUGGCCCUGUGGCUAGCCUGGCAGCCGUGCUGAACUCUUGUGAUCCGAUCUGUGUCACCCCUUGUUCUUUGCAGGCGAUGCACAGGCUGAGGGGCGGUGGAGCUGGGGCUGGGGGUCCCAGCGGCAGUGCUGGGAGUCCAGGGGCCCAAGCCUUGGAUUUGGGUAUCUCAGGGGUGUCAGGAGCCUCAGUAGCCACGGGAGUCCCUGGAUCCAGCAGGAGGGGCCGGGCGGCGGGGAUGAGGCUGGCCAGCGAAGGGGUCACUCAGAAGGGCAGCUUCAUUAACAAGCCAACUCAGGGCUGGCUGCACCCAGAUAAGAAGAUUAUGGGACCAGGGGCUGCCUACAUUGUCAGGUACAUGGGUUGCAUCGAGGUGGUGAAAUCCAUGAGAUCCCUGGACUUCAACACUCGGACCCAGGUGACAAGGGAGGCGAUUAACAGAUUAUAUGAAGCAGUGCCUGGCGUGAAAGGAGUGUGGAAGAAGAAGGCCGGUAACAAAGCCCUCCUGCAGAUCAUGGGGAAGAGUAACCUGCGCUUUGCCGGGAUGACCAUCGCGGUGAACAUUUCCAUCGACGGGCUGAACCUGACGAUGCCAACGACGCGGCAGGUCAUCGCCAAUCAUCCCAUGCAGUCCAUCUCGUUUGCGUCGGGGGGAGACACGGACACUCCAGACUACGUGGCUUACGUGGCUAAGGACCCCGUCAACCAAAGAGCUUGCCACAUACUGGAGUGCUGUGAUGGUUUGGCUCAGAGUAUCAUCAGUACGAUAGGACAGGCCUUUGAGCUGCAGUUCAAACAGUACCUCCAUAGCCCUCCCAAAGCCAUCUCAGCACCGGACCGAAUUAUAGGGGUGGAGGAGUCGGCGUGGGGAGACGACGAAGACUCUUCCGAGCACGAUUACUACAACAGCAUCCCAGGAAAGGAGCCUCCUCUGGGGGGGCUGGUGGACUCCAGGCUCAGGCAUGGCACGGCCCUGCUAGGCCACGUUCACGCCCAGCCGUGCCGCGGCAACAGAACCCCGCAGUUCAGCUCGCCUGUCAGAAGAGGAGGGGGGCAGAACUCCGGACCCCCCUGCUACGAGACACACUGGGAGACAGACAGUCAGAGCAGCUCCGUUCAGCUGCUUCCAGUUUCCUGCCCGGGCCUGACCAGCGACGGUUACCUGUGUGCAGACGGGCACCCUCCUGGUUGCCGUGACUAUGAGGAGCACCUGUAUGUGAACACGCAGUGUCUGGAGAACUGGGAGCCGGGGAGUGAGGGGGCGCAGGAGAGCCCCAAGAAAGACCUCUUUGACAUGAGACCCUUCGAGGACGCGCUGAAGCUGCACGAAGCUGUGGGGGACAGCCCCUCUCUGCAGGAUGCGUGGCCCAGCCCGCCACGCCGGCGCGCUCCCGUCGCUCCCACGGAGGAGCAGCUGCGCCACGAGCCCUGGUACCACGGCCGCAUGAGCCGACGUGACGCCGAGAAGCUGCUGGCCAUGGACGGGGACUUCCUGGUGCGGGACAGCGUGACGAACCCGGGGCAGUACGUGCUGACCGGCAUGCACAGCGGGCUCCCCAAACACCUGCUGCUGGUGGACCCCGAGGGCGUGGUGCGUACGAAGGACCUCCUGUUCGAUAGCAUCAGUCACCUGAUCAGCUACCACCUGCAGGACGGGCUGCCCAUCGUGGCUGCGGAGAGCGAGCUGCACCUGAAGCAGGUGGUCCAGAGGAAGCAGUGACGGCCGCUAUAAGGCUGCAGGACUGUUUACCAGAUUGGAUUUGGAUCAGAGAGAGAGAGACGCUCCACACAGGCUGGACUGAAACUCUGUUUCCUAUAACCAAGGGGAUUUUCCAGCUAAGGACUAAACAUCCACCUCAUGGUGGAGACCGCAAAAAAAAACAACAAAAAAAAAAACUGUUAAGGCAUCCAUCGCUUUUUCCAGCAUGCUGGUAGCACACCAUCCUCAAACCACGUCCUGUCUGUAUUACCGAAGGAAUAAAAGAUAACGAACAAGACGCUGGGGGAACGGAAGCACCUUCUACGAGAGCACAAGCAGACGAGAGGUUGACACGGCCGUUAACACAAGCACUACUGUACAAAACCACAGAGAUUCUCUCCCUUUGCAAGCUGGGGGGGGGGGGGCAGCACUGAAGUGAUUUUAGGAGCUCCAGAUUCUGAGUACAUUAAAACACACACAAAGCUCCAUCAAUAUACAUGCUACCGUCUCUCUUUACACAAGCUCGGGUUUGUAAAUAAAACACACAUUCCAAUAGCAUUCUGCAGUGCUAACAAAAACAUUUGAGUUUGUACAGUGAGACCUGUACCAGUUUAGCCAGUGCUACUGUAGUGUUUCUACUGGACUGUACCACGCUGCUGUAGGAAUCACCCUGAGAUGCAUUAUUAUAAUGCGGGCCUCUGCCUCCUCUCUGCAGAGUCGCUAUACAGAGGUGUCUGUUUUGCGGAUUGCUGAUUCCCUUGUAAAGUUUUGAAGAUGUUCUUGUAAAUGCUGUUCUUUUCAUUCAGGACUUUUGAAAUAAAACAAGGAGUUGAAAGGAAGUUUGAUGGGAAGGUGUGUGCGGUUCCCUGCGAUUGCAGCGUGAAACCUUUUUUUUUUAUUGCUUUUUUGUUUGGUGUGCGUAUAAUAAUAAGAUCUGCUUGAACCGUUUUC